CCUGUCAUUGGAGGCAUGUGGCAGAUUGGGAAAAUACUUUCGCCAGAUACUUUCCUGAAGCUGGCUAAGCAAUAUGGAGACAUUUACAAUGUAUGGCUCGGACAUUAUCCUAUGGUAGUACUGUCUGGAUUCCAAACGGUGAAAGAAGGCCUUACAAACUCACCAGAAGUCUUGUCUGAACGACCGGUGACCGUUUUCCUGAAAGCUGCACUUAAAAAAAAGGGUUUGGUCUUUUCAAAUGGUCACACCUGGAAGCAGCAGAGACGGUUCAGUGUCAUUACUAUGCGGAAGCUGGGUCUGGGGAAGAAAGGCAUGGAGUUCCAAAUACAAGAGGAAGCCCAUCGUCUUGUGGAGGUCUUUGCACAUGCAAAAGGGCAGCCACAUGAUUUUUCACUCCCCAUCACUAAUGCAGUGUCCAGCUUGAUAUGUGUUUUGGCUUUUGGAUACCGAUUUUCUCUUGAAGAUGAAAAAUUCCAAAAAUUGAUCGAUGCCGUUGAUUGCAUGUUGAAAGAUUCAAAUAGCUUACUUCACAUGCUGUAUGAAGUCUUCCCGUGGCUCAUGAAACAUUUCCCAGGGCCUCAUAGGAAGUUAUUUGCCUCAGCAGACUUGAUACUUUCAUUUGCAAAGGAGGAGUUAGAAAGGCACAAAGAGCAACGGAAGGAUGAGCCGCAGGAUUUCAUUGAUUUCUAUCUACUUCAGAUGGAGAAAAGCAAGGAUGACCCCAACUCUACCUAUGAUGAAAGCAACCUGGCAGAGUGUGUUCUUGACCUCUUUAUCGCAGGGACAGAGACGACUGCUGCUACUCUGCAAUGGGGACUGCUGCUCAUGGUGUCUUAUCCAGAUGUUCAAGAUAAAGUCUACAAGGAGAUGGAAGAUGUUUUAGGUUCCUCCCUUCCCAUUUGCUAUGAAGAUCGAAAGAAACUGCCUUACACCAACGCGGUGGUGCAUGAGAUUUUGCGUGCAAAAUAUCCCUUAUUAAUUGGGAUUCCCAGGCGAUGUGCAAAGGAUAUGGAAAUGCAUGGUUUUCACAUUCCAAAGAGGACAGUUGUUGUUACAGAUCUGAAUUCUGUUCUUGUCGAUCCCACACGAUGGGAAACACCUGAAGAGUUCAACCCACACCAUUUUUUGGACACGGAUGGAAAUUUUAGGUCUAGAGAAGAAUACCUGCCAUUUGGAGCAGGGGCUCGAGCCUGUGUGGGAGAGCAGAUGGCCAAGAUGGAGAUAUUCCUCUUCCUAACCACCCUGUUGAGGGCAUUCCGCUUCCAGCUGCCAGAAGGAGUGAAAGAACUCAAUAACAAGCCUGUUUUGGGGCUGACAUUGCACCCCCACCCUCACAAACGGUGGUCACGCAGACGCUUCCCUCCAGGGCCCCUUCCACUUCCUGCCAUUGGAAGCAUGUGGCGGACUGCGAUCAGGCUCUAUCAAGAGACAUUCGCUAAGCGGACAAAACAAAAUGGAAACACGGAGCGACCUGUGAUGCCUUUCCUUAGAGCUGUAGCAAAUGAAAAGGAUCUUGUAUUUUCCAAUGAACGCAUCUGGAAGCAGCAGAGACAGAUUGGGCAGUCUGUUAUGAAGAAGCUGGCGAUGAGGAAGCAAGGGUUGGAGCACUAUAUAAAAGAGGAGGCCCAUCAGCUUGUGGGUACCUUUGCCCGUGUAAAAGGGCAGCCAUUUGACCCUUUGUUACCCAUCACUAAUUCAGUGUGCAAUGUGGUAUGCGCUAUGGCUUUUGGACAUCGGUAUUCUGCUGAAGACGAAAAUUUCCAGAAGCUUACUGAAGCUAUUGAUCUUGCCUUAAAAUGUGGAGGUAGCUUCAUUUAUGCUCUCCGUGAAAUGUUCCCUUGGGUCCUGAAGCGUCUUCCAGGGCCACACAAGAAGGCUCUGUCCUCUAGGGAGUUUGUGCUUUUAUUUGCAAAGGAGGAGAUGAAGAAGCAUAAAGAACAUCAUCUCCUACGUGAGCCACAGGAUUUCACUGAUUUCUAUCUACUUCAAAUGGAGAAAAGCCAGGGUGACCCCAACUCUGUCUAUAAUGCAGAGAACCUGGCCCAGUGUAUACUUGACCUCUUUAUAGCAGGGACAGAGACAACCGCUACUACUCUGCAGUGGGUACUGCUCCUCAUGGCAACUCAUCCAGAUAUCCAAGAGAAAGUCCACAAGGAGGUGGAAGGUGUUUUGGGUUCCUCUCGGUCAGUCUGCUAUCAAGAUUGGAAGAAAAUGCCAUUCACCAGUGCUGUGAUUCACGAGAUCCAACGCUUAAAAUAUGCCUCCUUAUUCAAGAUCAUCAGGCAAUGUGCAAAGGAUGUGAACAUCUUUGGAUUUCUCAUGCCCAGGGGAACUUUUAUUAACCCAGAUCUGAACUCUGCUGUUCUUGAUAAUAAGCAAUGGAAGACCCCUGAAGAAUUCAACCCAAAUCAUUUUUUGGACAAGGAUGGGAAUUUUGUGGCCAGGGGAGAAUUUCUGCUAUUUGGUUCAGUGGAUUCUGUGUGCUUGGAGGAGCAGCUUGCAAGAAUUGAGCUCUUCAUUUUCUUCAGCAAUUUGUUGGGGGCGUUCAUCUUCCAGCUGCCAAGUGGUGUGAAAAAAUCCAGUGAACAGCACAAAGUGGGACUGACAACCUAUCCCCAUUCUUAUAAACUCGUUGCCAUUCCUCGCAGCAGGGCAUCAUAAACUAUCAACACAGUUUGAGCAGCCUAUUUAUUACCAUAAAUUUCUCGGUUCUGCUCUGAGGUGGAACUUCUAUCAAAAGUUGCAUUAGACCUACGAUAUAAUACAUUGCUAAAUCAAUUUCUGUUGCCGAAUACAGUUCUUCUUCUUUGUUUGCUGUUCAUACACAAGUACUCAGUACAGAUUUCUUGUGAUGUUUAAAACCAGAUGUUUAUCAGUUUGUGCUUUUCAAAGAACAUAAGGAAUGCUUAUUUAUUGAAGUUGCUGCUAUGGUUUAUUUUAUCAGCUCGUAGGAGAUUGCAUAUGCUCUCUUAGGUGAUGAAUUACAUCCUAAAAGAUAUCAGUAGUAGAGUUUGCAGGCCAAAGCCCUGUGACCCCAUUGUUGCAGUAGCAACAAAUAACUGGACGGGACAAUAAGUAUAUAUCGGGAUCAAACAGGACACAACUUUGUUGAUUAUCGAUGUGAAUGGUUUGGCAUCAGAAUCGAGCACGUUGCCUCCAAAAGGGGUAGUAGUGACUAGGCAGUAGUUCUUGUAGACCCCCUUUUUAAGGAGUAGUCACACCAUUACCUUUCUUGUCUAAUGGUGCAUUAACCACACUCUCAGCCACCCAGCCAACCCCUGUUGGCUAGCCAGAAUAAGCCAUGAUGGGCAAGGGUCAACAGAGCAUGGAGUUGGCUGAACUGCUGCAAGAGUCUUGUCCACAUCCUCGGGCCAUUAAAGCUAAAACCAUUUCCAUGAAACUGGGUAAUAUGGUGCACUGCACAGUUCAUCAGAUCUGUCACAACAGCAACAUUAUGCCUGUUCUGCCCCCCACAAGGGUCAGAUAUUAAUCUGUGUAUUAGUAUUAGGUAGAAGGAAUAACAACACUGCCCCUUUUAGAAAAGAUAGUGCCUUUCCCCACUUUUUAAACCUCAAGGCAGGUUGAGAAAUGUAGGCAUAGCAAUAUCCUAGUUCCUAUUGGGUCUGCCUCUCAGAGCAGUAAAAUACCUCCCUUCUUCCUUUGUUUCAGUCUAGUGCAGGCAUGUCCAAAGUCUGGCCUGGUGGCUUAAUCCAGCCCGCUGGUCGGUUUAAUCCAGCCCCUGUGGCAGUUAAUUUCCUGGGGGGAUGUCGUAAAAGAAGGUCAACAACUUCAAUCCUAAAAAAGUUCAAGAACUUUGGUGUAAAAUCCCAAGAAAAAUCUCUUCAAUCCUAAAAAAAGCUCAGCAACUUUGGUCAGCCCUCAUGCAUGUUCACUUCAUCAAAUCUGGCCCCCUUUGGAAAAAAUUUGGACACCCCUGGUCUACUGCUUGCAUACCUAGAAAGAAGGGUGAACUCAUUUGUUCUUACAUAACCCCAUGAACUCCAAAGAGAACUUAUUCCUAUUGGAAUAUGAUUAAUAUUUCUAUUUGUGCCUUGAUUCUCUUCAAUAAAUCUAUGAAUGAGAGCUUUGUGGACUUUUGCUGAAUACUAUCCAGAUUGAGAGAGAAGUCUCAGGACGGAAUAAUGGCGACCCAAGCUUACGUAUCCCAAGUGUGAAGAGUUGUGCUCAUGUCCUGCUUGUGGGCGCCCCCUAGACAUCUGGUUGGUCUGAUCCAGUGGGGCUCUUCUUAUCUUCCUAUUUUGCUUUAGUUAGCAAAUGUGUCUGGGUGAUGUGAGAGUGAAACCUACGUUUCGUUAAUGCUCCAGUGUUGCAUCAUUUUUCUUGCUCCGCUUCCAACUGAUACAUCUGAGGAGGUGUUAGUAGUCACAGCAAUAGAAUGACUUGUUCACACCCAUUUUAUCUAUGUUCUAGAUCUCCAUGAGUAGAGAGAUUAUUAUUAGUCCUCGCAACAGAAUGGGCUGUAGACGCCUGUUUUAUCUACGUUUUGGAUCUCCGUGACUAGGAUGUUACAUCUCUUCUCACCAAAAUUGUCACUGUCGCCAGCUGAGGGAACUUAAUAGUAGCCUGAACACUUUACCUUCUUCUUUGGUGACUAAUGUCUCCCCUGCUCAUUGUUUCUUGCUUAGAAAAACUUUCCUACAAAACUAAAUUUCAAUCUCUCUAGGGAGGAAAAAUUAUCAUAGAAAAUGUAUUAUCCCCUACCUUCUGCUAUAUGAUAAGUAGACAUGGUUAUUUAGCAAAGGCUAAAUAAAUAAAUGAUAUAUUUUUUUAAAGCACAAAAAUGGAUUUUUCUUUGAAUUGGAUAAAAGUUCAUGCUUAUACAGAAACUGCAAAAGAAGCAAGCGCAGGGUGGACAUAUGCCCUUACUUUACAGUCCUCUGAAGGGCUCUCCAAACCAAAUCCAGUUAACAUCAUCAACAACAACAACUUAUUAUUUAUACCCCGCCCAUCUGGCUGGGUUUCCCCAGCCACUUUGAGGGCGGCUCCCAACAAAGUAUUAAAAACACAAUAAAACAUUAACAACUUCCCUAAACAGAUAAAGAUAACCUGAGGAACUGAGGGCAGGGAGCUGAAGUUGCUCAUCAGCAACUAGCACGUGACAGCAGACUAAAUUUCUCCUCCAACACUACUCUCACAACAACCUUGCAAAAUAGGUUAUCAUCAUCAUAAACUUUAUUGCCCUAGCCAAAGGCCAUGGCAUCAUUCACAAAGGGAACAAAUAAAAAAGCAAUAUAAACCAUAAAAACAUCAGGCACUGCAGAUACAAUAAACCACGAUCACGUCUCCUAAAAAUUAUUUGUUGCAUACGAUAGAAUAGCAAGGGGUUCUCAGGUAGGAAGUGCCAGCUUAAAUAUCCAAAUCACUUUGCAAUUGACCGCUAUUUUACAAAAUAGGUUAUGCUGAGAGUGUCUGCUCUAAAGUCACCCAGUGAUCUUUCAUGGUUGAGGGCUCAUCCACACUUAGCUUUUGCCCUGUGCUUUCUAGACAUAGGUCGGGGCUUUAAACUCUGCCAGUGGCACUUUCACCAUGGAAACGCGCUCUUAAAUGCUUCAUCUGAUCACUACACCAAACUGGUAUUUUACUCUAACUGGGUUGCCAGCUGGGGCUCACCCAGACUUCAAUCAAGUUUCCUGCCUAUUAGAACUCUUCAGGCCUUCCUCUUUCUCCUCCUGCACACUCCCAGUUCUGCAUCUAAGCAGUUUACCCUGUCCCCACCUUUGGCAUGCCCCAAGAUGAGUUUCCUACAUGUUCAAGCCAAGAUGCAAAUCUCAGUACCAAAGCUGCAUUACCCCAAAGGCCUUGCUCAUUCUUUCCCUUGUGCCACUGCAGCUUGAAGGAAUGUGCCUUUGGGGUGAAUGUAUGAUGCUAAGAAGUUUAUAAUUUUCAUUUAUAUACAUCAUAUUUUGCCAAGUUUAAACAUUUUCAAUUCCGACUCCCUCCCCCUCUGCAGUUCCUUUCAUUUAUUUUGGUCCAUUCCUGCAUGCACCAAAUUGUCUUAACUUAUUCUUUUAUAUGUCUA
Podarcis muralis (Common wall lizard) is the source of this 6040-nucleotide messenger RNA. Its product is annotated as cytochrome P450 2J4-like. The record is from RefSeq and is a predicted model, not a curated record. NCBI's taxonomy places the organism in Eukaryota, Metazoa, Chordata, Lepidosauria, Squamata, Lacertidae. Gene Ontology annotation, molecular function: iron ion binding; oxidoreductase activity, acting on paired donors, with incorporation or reduction of molecular oxygen, reduced flavin or flavoprotein as one donor, and incorporation of one atom of oxygen; heme binding. Gene Ontology annotation, biological process: xenobiotic metabolic process. Gene Ontology annotation, cellular component: cytoplasm; intracellular membrane-bounded organelle.